Messenger RNA from Rotaria socialis, 3327 nucleotides. NCBI's taxonomy places the organism in Eukaryota, Metazoa, Rotifera, Eurotatoria, Philodinida, Philodinidae. The record is from the annotation of a GenBank genome assembly.
AUGACCGAACCAAAUGAAACAAACAGCAGUAUUGACGAACAAGAACAACUCCGUCAAAAGUUAUUAUGGACCGUUAAACGAGAAGUUAAACAAAUUAUGGAAGAAGCAGUGAUGAAAAAAUGUGUUCAUGAAGAAAAUUGUAGUGUAAUAACACUAUCGGGUGCUGUUGAAGCAUGUCUUCUACAUGGUCUUAAACGACGUUCCGUAGGAUUAUUUAAGACAAGUACAACGACGGCACUGUUACAAAAAAUUGCCAAAACCUGUCCAUCUGCUGCCGAAGUUCUGAAAAUUGUUGAUAAUGACAGUCGCCGUUGUAUAGAAUCAACGAAUAUAUUCAGUUUUUCUAGGAAAUUAUCGAACAAUGAAGAAAAUCGACGCCGCUCCAUCCGAUCGGCGAUGUACAAUCGUUAUUUAUGGAUUCGUACGGCACUUGUACAUCGGUCACUUUGCAAAAUUGUGGAAUAUAUCGUUUAUAGUAGUUCAAAAUAUUAUGAACGCUAUGCACUUAUUUCAAAUUCUGUUCAAGGUCCAAUUUUUGCUUCGUUGCUUGUUGGUCCAUGUGCAAUUGAAUUCACUCGAUUACAAAUAUCAGAUCAUCUUUGGACUGAUUCUAAUGCUAAUGAACUUGUACAACGGCAUCGUAUGCAUAGUGCUAAUCGAAUAUCGACAAAUAAUUCAUCAGGAAUGAUGAUUCCAGUGAAUACUUCUCAAUCGCCCAAAUUUCGACCAAGACUACAAGUGAACGCUAAACGUCAUGCGAGUUCAUCAAGCGAAGAUUGUCAACGAACUGAUCAAUCCCAAUCAUUGUCAACGAAUCCAGCCAAAGACUAUGUUGAAUCGCUUCAUCAAAAUGCACGAUCACAAUUAAUUUAUGGAAAAAAUAAUGUUUUCGCGCAACCGGUUCCGGGUAAUGAUCCAAUUCCUGGUUAUUUAUCUUUACAUCUUAAUCAAAAUGGUUUGUUCUUAAAAUGGACACCAAAUCAACUAAUGAAUGGUUGUAGUAAUAGUGGAAAUAAAAGUAAUUCACCAGAUACAAAUUCAUUUGAUAAUCAAAAUACAACUGAAUCUCCAAAGCAAUCGGGUAUUCUAUGGGAUUAUGCUAUAUCAGUGAAGAUGUCUACUAUUGUUUAUCUUCAUUGUCAUCAACAUGUUGACGGUGAUCGUAUUGUUCUUGUCGGUUGUGAUGGCGUGCAAUAUCCUCCAUUGCAUAUCAAAGAUAAAGGGGGACAUUUGCUAGCAUUUUUAUCUUGUUUGGAAAAUGGUUUAGCACCACAUGGUCAACUUGAUCCACCCUUAUGUUUCGAAAAAGAACAAGGAAUCGUUUUUCCAAAAUUACAUCAUCGAACCGACCGACAAUCCAUGACAAUAAGUACAAGUGAUGAGAGUACUAAUACACAAACACAUCUAGAUAUAGCAGAUGAUGAUACGAGCUCACCAAAUGGCGAUUAUGUUUUUCGAAUUAUCUUCUUUGAUACUCCAGAACCAUUGACUAGUACUAAACCAAGUCGAUGGCAGUGGCCAUCAUUAAGAGGUAGUUCUCAAUCAUCGUUGUCACCACGAGCGCAGAACCAAUGUAGUAGUAUGUCAUUACCAGCUUCGCCGACCAAUGUAACAAUUGUGAAUCCACCUAUUAAUGUUACAACAACGAUUGAUUUACCUAAGAGUGCUUCAGUUAGAACAUUAAUGGCAUCGUUAUGUGAUACAAUGCGUCGUCAAAUACUAUCACGUGCAUUUUAUGGUUGGCUAGCAUAUUGUCGUCAUUUGAAAACUGUUCGUACGCAUUUAGCAUCUCUUGUCUAUCCGAUGUCAAUUGGAAUGAAUGACAAAUUAGAUAAAAAAUUUUCUUUCACAAUUGAAGCAUGGACUCAAUUGUUUGUUGAUAAGCAAAAAGAGCAUUUACCUGUUGAUAAGAAAGAAAUACAUCAAAGAAUUUAUUCUGGCGGUUGUGAUCCAUCGAUUCGAAAACAAGUUUGGCCAUUUCUUUUUUCACAUUAUUCAUUUGAAUCAACGAGUGACGAACGAACAGAACACGAUCACGUAGUAACUGAUCGUUAUCAUAAAUUAACAACUGAAUGGCAAAGUGCUGAAGAAAUAGUUAAUAAACUUAACAAUCAACGUUCAAGUUGUUGUAAAAUUUCAACAAUAGACAAAGAGACAAGUCAAAACUCCAAUGAAGCACUCCCAUCAUCAUCGAAAAAUAUUGCUAAAAAUUCAUUAACAGUUUCUCAUACUUUCCAACGAAAAGAUUCAAAUAUUUCAAAUGAUGUUUUUUAUGAAGAAUGUCCAAUACAUACUGUAACAAUUGAAACGCACGACCACCUAAAUCAAUUACCUAUACCAGCACAUCAAUCUGUACUUAUUGCUCGUACACAUACUGAGUCGGUGAUUGAUCGUUCGUCACCUUAUAAUAUUAUUGAAACAAAUAUACGUAUCGAUGAUGAUGAUGAUGACGAAACUAAUCUGUAUUUUAAAACAAUAGACGAUAGCAAUGAAAUCAUGAUAACUGAACCACAAAACGACGAGAAAAAAGAUGAAAUAUCGCCACCAUCAAGUACAGUAUCGACAACUGACGUUUAUAUGGAUGCUGUAGAAAUUUUAAAUGAUGAACAAUCCAAUGGUUUAUCUGCACCGAUUAAUUAUGGCUCAUUUACACAAGAAAUUAUCAAUUCGUUUUCAGCUAAUUUACAUCGAAUUGAUAAAGAUGUGGUUAGAUGUGAUAGAAAUUAUCCUUAUUUUAUGAAUUUGACUAAUUUAAAAAAAUUACGUAACAUUCUGUGCACGUAUGUAUGGGAUAAUUUGACAGUUGGCUAUAUUCAAGGCAUGUGUGAUAUUGUGGCACCAUUGUUGGUUAUUUAUGAUGAAGAAAUAAUAACAUAUAGCUGUUUUUGUAAUUUAAUGAAACGUCUAAUACCAAAUUUUCCUCAUGGGACUGGUAUGGAUGAAAAUUUUGGUCAUAUGCGUUCAUUAUUACAAAUUCUUGAUUCUGAACUCUACGAACAUAUACAUCAAACGGGAGAUUUUACUCAUUUUUAUUUUUGUUAUCGUUGGUUUUUACUUGAUUUAAAACGAGAAUUCAAUUAUGACGAUAUAUUUCUUGUAUGGGAAAUCAUUGCUGCCGCCGAACGAAUAGUUUCAAAACGAUUUGUUCUAUUUAUUGCACUGGCGAUGAUGAAAUAUUAUCGAGAUAUAAUCUUAGACAAUCGAAUGAAUUUUACAGAUAUUAUCAAAUUUUUUAAUGAAAUGGCCGAACGACAUGAUGCUCAAGAAAUUUUGCGUAUAGCACGUGAACUUUUACUCGAACUACAAAAAUUAAUUGAUAACAAAUGA